This is a messenger RNA of Sinocyclocheilus rhinocerous, 2322 nucleotides long. RefSeq names its product rho GTPase-activating protein 22-like. Gene Ontology annotation, molecular function: GTPase activator activity. The coding region runs from base 108 to 2090 and encodes 660 amino acids. Gene Ontology annotation, biological process: signal transduction; activation of GTPase activity. The record is from RefSeq and is a predicted model, not a curated record. Gene Ontology annotation, cellular component: focal adhesion. The transcript has 9 exons. NCBI's taxonomy places the organism in Eukaryota, Metazoa, Chordata, Actinopteri, Cypriniformes, Cyprinidae.
AAACAGAUGCUGUCCAGAGCAGGCGGAAGAGGUGCAACAGGGCGAGGCUCAGGAGGAGAGCAGAGUGCGGAUCGCAACAUGUGGAUGGAGGACAGUGUUGCUCAGCUAUGAACACCAUGCUAAGUCCCAAGAUUAGACAGUCCAGGAGAGCCAGGUCUAAGAGCAUGAUCAUGGGGGAGCUCUCCCGUGGCUCCAGCAGGCCAUCGUCUCCCAGCCUCCAAGACAGGGCGCUGAAAGCAGGCUGGCUUAAGAAACAGCGCAGCAUCAUGAAGAACUGGCAGCUGCGCUGGUUUGUGCUUAGAACUGACCAGCUCUACUUCUACAAAGAUGAGGAGGAAACCAAACCCCAGGGAUGUAUCCCGUUGCAGGGUAGUCAAGUCAAUGAGCUGACAGCCAAUCCUGAUGAACCUGGGCGGCAUCUUUUUGAAAUAGUUCCAGGUAUCUUUGGCCAGCGCCUGGAGGACACAGUACAGUAUGAGAGAAAGUUUGGACCCCGACUGGCCCCUCUGCUGGUGGAGCAGUGUGUGGAUUUCAUACGGGAGCAGGGUCUGAAAGAGGAAGGUCUCUUUAGGAUGCCAGGACAGGCCAACCUGGUCAAAGAACUGCAGGAUGCUUUUGACUGUGGGGAUAAGCCUCUGUUUGACAGUAACACUGACAUUCACACAGUGGCGUCCCUCCUGAAGCUUUACCUCAGGGAGUUGCCAGAGCCUGUGAUCCCCUUUAAUAAAUAUGAGGACUUCCUAACCUGUGCACAGCUUCUGCUAAAAGAUGAAGAAGUGGGACUCAGUGAGCUUGUGAAGCAGGUGAACACUCUUCCUCAGGCUAAUUAUAAUUUGUUAAAGUACAUUUGCAAAUUCUUAGAUGAGGUGCAGUCACACUCGCAUGAGAACAAGAUGAGCGUUCAGAACCUCGCAACAGUUUUUGGACCAAAUAUCCUUCGGCCUAAAGUAGAGGACCCUGUUUCAAUGAUGGAAGGAACCUCCCAGGUUCAGCACCUGAUGACGGUGUUGAUCAGUGAACAUGAGCGUCUGUAUGUGGGGACUGAGGAAGAUGUGUCUUCCGAGCAGACAGGAAGUUGUCUUCCAGGUCAGCAAGGCAUGGCGGAGUGGAUCUCCGAUGAGGAGAUGCUGAACUGCUCAUCGCUGAGCCAGACGUCCAAAGUAGCAGAUAGUGUGUGUGGCAGUGCCACGUCUUUAGAUAUCAAUACAGGUGCCCCUACCAUUGCCAAAAUGACACCUCAGGGAAAAGCUGGGGUGACGGUGAGCCCCAGCAAACAAGCGAAAUCCCUCCCCUCCUGGAAAUACUCCUUCAAGAGCGGAGGAGUACGCGCUCAGCCUGCAAAAAUUGGGGGCUCAUCUGUGGACGUGUCCACCUUGCCCAGUACGGGCAACUGGUUGAUGAACGGGCUUUCCUCUCUGCGCAGCCACCGGCGUACGUCAUCCGGAGAGCGCAUGGGUAAGGAUUCAGCCCUGUCACACCGUCUGUCCACUUACGACAACGUGACCUCAUCCAGUCUCAGCGUACCCAGCGUCGCAAGCACGCCCUGGUCCACAUCCUCCAGUGAGAUCUUAGUGGCCGACUCUGUGGGUAGUGACCCCUCUGGACUGAACUCUGUGAAGGUGGACUGGUCAGCUGGAGGAUCUGUCCAAGGGCAAAGUGAAGACAGGAAUUCGGAGGUCACUGAGAGCAGCGAAGCACUGGAAAUGUAUGUGAGCAGUGCAGGCUGCAGUGAGAAUGGAAAUGGAGAAGAUGUGGUGAACGUCACAGGAGAUACUGAUAUUAGCACGACAGCAUUUAACGGCCUGGUAACAGAGCUGAAAGACGAGUUAAAGAAACAGAAGGCCAACUACGAAACUCGAAUACGAAGGCUAGAGGAAUCAAGUGUCGCUAUGCGUAACCAAAUGGAGAGACUAGAGGAGGAGCUGGAUCAGGAGAAGAAAAAGUAUUGCAUGUUGGAAAUUAAAAUCCGUAACUCUGAGCGGGCCCGUGAGGACGCAGAGACCCGCAACCGCUUGCUUCAGAACGAGAUGGAGGAGUUCUUCUCCACUUUGGGAGAUCUUACAUUGGGAACAAGGACAAGCAAAAUUUGACUGGACCUCUUAACAGGCCUCCUGAUUUAACACUGAGAGACUAUGUGUUUGUUGUAGAUAGAAUUUCGAAAUCUCUCUGCUCAUGCAUCAUGAGUAUUCAGAGGUAAUUUUGUGCUGUUUUGUUAUGGCGACUUGGUCAUGUGCAGCAGUUACACUUUUCUCUCUGAUCUUCAGUCUUACAUUUUAAAGGGAUAGUUCACACAAAAAUACAAAUUCAAUGGAUAUUUACUCA